GCCAUGCCCACCCUCCCUGCUGGCAGGAGCAGAGGGAAAGAAGACCCAGCCCUCCAUUCUUCUGGGGGGUGCCACAAUUGUAGGGGCCUCCUCCUAAUCACCCCCUUCUCCCUCUCGAAAGCGAGUGAUUUUAAAGGUGGCACAAGGCGUGAUCUGCUGAGGGGAAAUUCAGGCACGAGCCAGAGCAGACCCGCCCCAGCGCAGCCAGAGCGCCCCACAGGGCAGGACCCGGGCGGCAGCGCUGAAGCUCUGAGGACGAUAGAGUCCUGAAGGGGGCGAGCUCAUCAAUCGAUCAUUCGGUCAGCGUGGCUGGUUUGUGAGCCCGAGAGGGGAGUGCGAUCGAUUGAUCAGCGCUCUCCGUGAGCCUUCUUCGGGGCGUUCGCGCGCUCUGCCCUUGCCCCAGUUGACGCCAUUUUGUGCGGUGGCGGGAGAAGCGGCUGGACGAGUGUAAUGAGAAUUCAUGUCUGAUCUUGAGCAAUGCUGAAACCUACAGCAACUGUCUUUUCAUUGGAUAAUUUAUUUUUUGAAAGACCAGAUGCAAAUCAAAAAUAUUUAGAACAUGAAGAACCAAAAAAUUGGUAUCUUGCACCUGCUCCAUCUGUUACUGGAAUUCCAGCCACUCAGGAGUUACAGAAGGAAUUGGAAAAAAGUAACUGUCUAGAUGAGACAGAGAGGCAGAAGUUUGUACCACAUUUUAAGAGGGCUGUUGAAGAACCAAAUGAUGGAAAAGAAGUUAAAGUACAGUCAUUUCCUGAUGCUUCAAAGACUUUUGGCAUGGAAGGAACUGUAAAAAAAGAUUUGGUUUUUUUGAGGGCUGUUACAGAAAUCCCUGCUCAGUUUAGAAAUAUUUUCAAGGAAUUCCCAUAUUUUAACUACAUACAGUCCAAGGCUUUGGAUGAUAUUCUUUACACAGAUAGGAAUUUUGUGAUUUGUGCUCCGACUGGUUCUGGAAAAACUGUAAUGUUCGAACUAGCUAUUACAAGGUUACUAAUGGAAGUGCCGAUGCCUUGGUUAAAUAUUAAAAUUGUCUAUAUGGCUCCAAUAAAAGCUCUGUGCAGUCAGCGUUUUGAUGAUUGGAAAGAUAAAUUUGGACCUAUAGGGCUCAGCUGUAAAGAACUGACAGGAGAUACAGUGAUGGAUGAUUUAUUUGAAAUACAGCAUGCUCACAUUAUUAUGACCACACCAGAAAAAUGGGAUAGCAUGACUAGAAAAUGGAGAGACAACUCUUUAGUCCAACUGGUACGACUGUUCCUCAUUGACGAGGUACAUGUUGUGAAAGAUGAAAGCCGUGGUGCAACACUUGAGGUUGUAGUCAGUCGGAUGAAGACUAUACAGUCUUCUCUUUCACGUAUCUCAGAGAAUCCUGACAUGCUUACUCCCAUGAGAUUUGUGGCUGUUUCUGCAACAAUCCCAAAUGCUGAGGAUAUUGCAGAAUGGCUUUCAGAUGGUAUGAGACCUGCUGUAUGUCUGAAAAUAGAUGAAAGUCAUCGACCUGUGAAGCUUCGCAAAAUAGUUCUUGGAUUUCCCUGCAGUAGCAACCAAACAGAAUUCAAAUUUGACUUAACUCUUAACUACAAAAUAGCUAGUGUUAUACAAACAUACUCUGAACAAAAACCAACCCUUGUGUUUUGUGCCACAAGAAAAGGAGUACAGCAGGCUGCUUCAGUUCUUGCAAAAGAUGCUAAAUUUAUUAUGACUGUGGAACAGAAACAAAGAUUACAAAAGUGUGCAAAUUCAACAAAAGAUACCAAAGUGAGAGAUCUUUUAAUGUGUGGUGUGGCUUAUCAUCAUGCUGGUAUGGAACUAUCUGAUAGAAAAAUAAUUGAAGGAGCUUUUAUCAGGGGAGACUUACCAGUGCUUUUUACUACUAGUACCUUAGCUAUGGGAGUAAAUUUACCCGCACACCUGGUAGUUAUAAAAUCUACAAUGCACUAUGUUGGAGGAAUGUUUCAAGAAUACAGUGAAACAGAUAUUCUGCAAAUGAUUGGGAGAGCAGGGCGGCCUCAAUUUGACAUUACAGCUACAGCAGUUAUCUUGACUAGGUUAAGUACAAGAGAGAAAUAUGUACAGCUGUUAAAUGGUGCAGAUACAAUAGAAAGCAGUUUGCACAAACAUCUUGUUGAGCAUUUAAAUGCAGAAAUAGUGUUGCACACUAUCACGGAUGUGAAAAUAGCUUUGGAAUGGAUACGAUCAACUUUCCUAUACAUCAGAGUUUUGAAAAAUCCUGUUCAUUAUGGUUUUUCGCCUGGACUAGACACAGUUGGAAUUGAAGCAAAAUUACAAGAAUUGUGUUUGAAGAAUUUGAACAAUUUGUCAUCUCUUGAUUUGAUCAAGAUGGAUGAAGAAUUUAAUUUCAAACCUACAGAGACUGGGAAACUAAUGGCUUGGUACUAUAUUGCAUUUGAUACAGUGAAACAGUUUUCCACAAUUAAUGGAACAGAAACUUUAUCUGAACUGAUCACAAUGAUAUCCGGCUGCAUUGAAUUUUCAGAUGUCAAGUUAAGAAUAAAUGAGAAGAAAAUAUUGAACACUUUGAAUAAAGACAAGAACAGGAUAACUAUCAGAUUUCCAAUGGAAGGGAAGAUAAAAACAAGAGAAAUGAAAAUAAACUGUCUUAUUCAGGCUCAAUUAGGAUGCAUUCCUAUUCAAGACUUCACUUUGACACAAGAUAUAGGCAAAAUUUUCAGGCAUGGCAUAAGAGUUACUAAAUGGUUAUCUGACUUUCUGGCAUCACGUAAAAACAAUUUCCCUGCAUUAUUAAACUCUUUGAUUUUAGCUAAGUGUUUCAGGUGCAAACUGUGGGAAAACUCUCUGCAUGUAUCCAAACAGCUAGAAAAAAUUGGUGUAACACUAUCAAAUGCAAUGGUAAAUGCAGGUCUGACAUCAUUUAAAAAAAUUGAAGAUGCAAAUGCAAGGGAGCUUGAAUUGAUUUUAAACAGACAUCCUCCUUUUGGAAACCAAAUAAAAGAAUCUGUGCUACACCUGCCAAAAUAUGAACUUGACAUUGAACAGCUUACAAAAUACAGCGAUACAGUGGCUGAAAUCUUAGUGACCAUCAUAUUAACAAACUUUGAACAGCUUCAGAUUAAGAGAACUGCACCAGACUUUCACUAUGUAACCUUGAUCAUAGGAGAUGCUGAUAAUCAAGUGGUUUUUAAACAUAAAAUUAUGGAUUCUGUCUUGCUGAAAAAUGGAAAUUGGACCAAAAAAAUUGAAGUGAAAAGAGCUCUUAAAUCUGACGAACUUAGCAUAAAUUUAAUUAGCUCUGAAUAUGUUGGGGUGGAUAUUCAGCAAAACUAUUCAGCCUUUUACUUAGGACCAAAAAGGUUUGGAAAUGAAGUGGUUUUACAAAGAAAAUUAGAAGCUGAUGAAAUAGAAAAAGUCAGCAUUUCUUCUUCUUAUAUUACCUCAGGAGGUGCCUGUAACCGAGAGAUCACCUACAUGAAACUUGGGAACAGAGAAUGCAGCCAUCACUGUAAAAAUAAAGAUGUAUGUGGACAUGACUGCUGUAAAGUUGGAGUUUCACAGAAAUCUGAGUUAAAGAGAGAUUCAAAGUUUUCUUCAUACCUAGCUGAUUUAAGGAACAGAAACUCAAUUUCAUCAGUUCCCCCAGUAAAACAAUUAAAGAUGCAGAUACAGUUAAAUAAAUCUCAAAAUGUGGAUCUGAAACAAUUUGUUUUUACACCGAAAUCUUUGUUGCCAGCAUUGCCAAGGUCUGACGAUAUACAGUCUUCUGCCUCAGCUUCACGAGAACACUGGAAUAAUGUUAAUAUCCUUGGUGGACCUCAGAACCAACUUCAGUCAGAGAGUUCUGAAAAGAGUAAUUUCUCUUGGGAACAUUCUGUGACUGUAAGUGAGGAGAGCCAUCAGACGAUGACGUCAAAGAAAAAUCUUAAAGAAUCUUUAAUGCAUAAUUUUACUAAUGCAGAUAAAAGCAGCUCUUGGUUUUCAGAGGCUUUGAAUGUGAACUUUGAAUUGGGAGAUGAAGUUUGGGAUGAUUUUGAUGAUGACAAAUUAAUACAUGCUAGCAGCUUUUUCACUGGUGCGGAGAGUAGAGAAGAUUUAGGCAAAGCUAUUAUGGGUCCUCCUCACCCAGUUCCACAAGAUAAUGCUAAAGCUCAUCAAGAACUAUUGAAGAGGGUCGCCUCCAACCUGGGCUCCACAAAGGAGCUAGAGGAGCCAGCAGACACCCUGUUCAGCGUCCUUUGCUCUACGGCAUCUGCUAGGGUGGCUUUGCCCCUAUAUGAAGAGGUCACCUUCCUUGUAACGGUAACGUCAGCGAGACGAGUCUCAGAGAUUAAAGCCCUGACGUUAGAGGCCCCAUAUACGGUGUUCUACAAGGACAAGGUUCAGCUGCGACCACAUCUGACCUUUCUGCUGAAAGUGGUGUCUUCCUUCCAUGUUAACCAGGACAUCUUCCUCCUGGUAUUUUCUCCCAAGCCACACACCACUAGUGAAGAAAGGAGGCCGCAUGCCCUGUACAUCAGACGUGCCCUGGCAUUUUACCUGGAGCAUACCAAGCCUUUCCGCAAGUCGACCCUGCUCUUCAUUGUGACAGCGGACAGGAUGAAGGGCCUUACGGUGUCCUCGCAGAGGAUUUCCAACUGGGUCACCUCCUGCAUCCGGACCUGGUACGAGCUGGCACAGGUCCCACCACCGCCAAUCGUGAGGGCCCACUCGACCAGAGCUCAGGUGUCCUCGGCGGCCUUCCUGGAGCACAUUCCUAUCCAUAGUCCCUCAGGAAGAGAGUAUCCAAUUCCAGGCUCUUAUUGA
Messenger RNA from Chrysemys picta bellii (western painted turtle), 4773 nucleotides. The record is from RefSeq and is a predicted model, not a curated record. NCBI's taxonomy places the organism in Eukaryota, Metazoa, Chordata, Testudines, Emydidae.